Messenger RNA from Suillus fuscotomentosus, 1259 nucleotides. Its product is annotated as integral membrane protein DUF92-domain-containing protein. Lineage: Eukaryota; Fungi; Basidiomycota; Agaricomycetes; Boletales; Suillaceae. The transcript is spliced from 5 exons. The record is from RefSeq and is a predicted model, not a curated record. Bases 124 to 1110 code for a protein of 328 amino acids. Gene Ontology annotation, cellular component: membrane.
UCUUCAUCACUGCUAGGAACCCGAACAAGAUAUCGAUAAUAAUCGAACAGGACGUAAGGCCUUUAUGUAAUGGGAACAUCAAUCUCGUGAACUGCUCGGACGAGUUUUCGCUUGUUGACCAUCAUGGCACCCAUUCCCUUAAUACCGCUAACUAUCGCCGUUCUGCUCAGCGUGCAUGGAUUGCGCUCGCGAUCGCUUUCUUCCUCCGGUGCAGUGACCGCCUUCGUGGUUGGCUUCAGCAUUCUUGCAGUGCCUGUGCGGACCAUUGGGAUCACUCUCAUCGUGUUCUACUUGAUCGGGUCCAGAGCCACUAAAUACGGCAAGAAGCGGAAGGCUCAGCUUGAAGAUGACUAUCAAGACGCUGGCUACCGAUCUGGCGCUCAAGUUCUCUGCAACUCAUUUACCGCGCUACUUGCGAGUGGAAUAUGGUGUCUCGCCUUUUCCCCUGACAUGUUGCCGUGGAGUCUAGUCAAUUAUUACAUUCGCUCGGGCUCAGCAUUGUUGGAGAGUGUGCCAUAUGAAGAUGGUCAAUGGUGCCCAUUGGACGCCACGGUAUCAAGUGGAUGGAGUCGCGCGUUGAUAUUUGUGGUGCUUGGUCACUUUGCCUGCUGCCUGGGGGAUACUCUCGCGUCAGAACUCGGUAUCCUCUCUUCCCGCCCACCAAUCCUUAUCACGACGCUGAAAACUGUUCCACCCGGUACAAAUGGUGGUGUCUCGGUCGGCGGGACACUUGCCAGCUUAUUUGGCGGUUUGUCUAUGGGUGUAACAAUGUUCAUUUCGAUCAUUGUAGAGAAUGCACACUGCAGGAGCAGUUGGAUAACUAUUUUUCCGUCACUCGUAUUUUGGGGUAGUGCAGCAGGUGUUGGCGGGAGCUUGCUGGAUUCGUUCCUAGGAGCGACUCUACAGCGCACGCGUUAUUCGGUCGACAAGAAGAUCAUUCUUACUGACCACAAGGUGGAACCUGAACGUGGACGGAAAGACACUGUCAAAGUCAUUAGUGGACUCAAUUUAUUGACAAACAAUCAGGUCAACCUACUUUCGUCGAUAGUGACUGCGCUCGUUGUCGCAAGAUUUGCCUCGACGUCAGAGUUUUCUGUGCUUCAUCUGUAGAAACUUCCUAAUCGCAGCUGUAUACCUCCAAGAAUGCUACCAUGUAAUAAUUCUCUUGACAGAAAUCGUAGGAGGUAUUCGAGUCAGUUCAAGUUCUGUAUGGAGUGGCAUUGUCUCGAAGAUGAGACUGGUCACAGUUUGCGUUCUCA